GACGUCACAUUUCCGCUGCGGUUACGUCAUAUUCAAGCGACCACAUUCAAACGCAUUACUGGUGGAACAAAAGCGUAUAGAGUGAAAAUACAGGGAUAAAACUCCACAGUAAACUGAUUUCUCCAAACACAAUGGGUCCGAUUGAGCUCCUGCACAUGUCCGUGUUCUCGCAGAGUUUCUCUCCAUGUGGUCGCUUUUUAGCAGCUGGGAAUAACUACGGAGAGAUCGCAGUGUUCAGUCUUUCAGCUGCUCUGAGUCCUGAUGCGACAGACGCGAGUCAGAAGCCCGUCCUCACCUUCACCGCCCAUGAAGGUCCCGUGUUCUCGCUGCUGUCCACAGACACACACCUCCUCAGCGCGGGGAACGGAGAGAUCAGCUCCUGGAGCUGGGCGGAGCUCAGCAAGAAGAACACUAAAGCUGUUUGGACGAAGAGACCCGAUUACAAGACCAGUCUCGAAAUCCCAGAGAUCAACGCAAUGAUCAUCAACACCAGAGAUAACAGCUUGGUGGUCGGUGGGGGAGACAACAACAUCCACAUCAUGGACAUGGAAACUGGAACCUUCAAGUCGGUUCUGCAGGGUCACACAGAUUAUAUUCACUGUUUAUCUCUGAGAGAGAGGGAGGGAGAGAUCCUGUCAGGAGCGGAGGACGGAGCCGUGAGAAUGUGGGACUGGAGGACGGGCCGCAGUGUGCACUGUGUGGAGGUUUAUAAAUAUGAGGAAUGCGCUCGCCCCCAGUACGGGAAGUGGAUCAGCUGCGUGGCGACGGAUUCUGAUUGGAUGCUGUGUGGUGGAGGCCCCGCCCUCUCUCUGUGGCAUCUCCGCUCCAUGUCUCCCACCUCCAUCUUCUCGCUGAGCGGCUGUCAGAGGGAAGCCGUGUUCCAUCAGGACCUGAUCUUUGCAGUAGGUGAGGGUCCGUACGUGUCUCACUGUCUGCUGGGGGGAAGCGUGAAGGCUCAGAUCCCCUGCACUCCUCCGUCACUGAACACACUCGCCCUGAACCUCGGCACCACUGAACACAGGGUGAUGACUGUCGCAGGAAGCAGCAACCAGAUCGACGUCUUCACCAACUUCUCCUACAGAGCCUUCUCACUGUCCUUCUGAACAUCUCGCACAUUUCACGCCUUCCUUAACGUCCUCGUUUUGUAAAUUAAAGCAGCAGUGUGUAAUAUUUCAGACCCUGAAAACCAUGCUGCCUGUGAGUUGAAUUACAAUCAGAAUAAAGUCAUGGAUACGCCCUUCACCUUCUCGCCUGGCUGACCACGCCCCCUCUGUCUGCCUGAUGAGCUGCGUUUUAAGGAAAAGGAGCGAGACUGAGUAGCUGUUCACUGACUUGGGGGCGGAGCCUAUUUCAGGGCUGGGCGAAUGUAAGAAAAUUGUAAACAGAAGCCUGAAAUGAAGAAACUAGAAAGAUAGAUAGCAUAGAAAUAUUUCACCUGAUAGUUUUUCUAAAGAAUCUUUGAAAUUAUGUGAUUUUUUUAAAGGCGUGGAAACAUUUUUCAACAUCACUAACCGCUGCUUUAAAGAGAGGAUCGUUCAUGGGAGAAGGCACGUACGACCACUUUGUCUUUUCAUCUGUGAAAUAAACUUAUUUUUUUUCACUUUAAAAGAUUCACCUCAGCUGAGAGACUCAUCUUUCAGUUUAAAAUAAAACACAUCUGUUAUAAUAAUAACAAUAAUAACAAUAAUGUAUUUUUAUUCGCAGUGGAUUUGUAUAAUAAAAUAUUUUCAUACAG
This is a messenger RNA of Pangasianodon hypophthalmus (striped catfish), 1735 nucleotides long. It is a transcript of the gene thoc6, whose product is annotated as THO complex 6. Gene Ontology annotation, molecular function: protein binding. Lineage: Eukaryota; Metazoa; Chordata; Actinopteri; Siluriformes; Pangasiidae. The transcript is spliced from 13 exons. Gene Ontology annotation, cellular component: transcription export complex; THO complex. Bases 132 to 1103 code for a protein of 323 amino acids. The record is from RefSeq and is a predicted model, not a curated record. Gene Ontology annotation, biological process: mRNA export from nucleus.